Messenger RNA from Trichomonas vaginalis G3, 948 nucleotides. Its product is annotated as protein of unknown function, DUF4106 family. Lineage: Eukaryota; Parabasalia; Trichomonadida; Trichomonadidae. The record is from RefSeq and is a predicted model, not a curated record. The annotation marks the transcript as partial. The transcript has a single exon.
AUGGCAGGCUAUGGUGGAGCUGCAGACGGAACAGCUUAUAACCCUCAAAGUCAAAUGAAUUUGAGUUCACUCAAAAAUCAAAUAACAGAUGUCAAAAAGUCAAACAUAGACAUACAGAAACAAAUAAGUGAAAACGAAAAGAAACUAGAAUAUGACAGACACACAAAGAAACUCAAUGAGUUAAACGUAGAGAAAAAGAAGAAAGAAGAACAACUGAAAGAACUAAGUACAGAGGAAUAUGCGAAAAAAGUGUCAGAAAAAGCAGCAGAAGUAGCAAAAAUGGAACAAGAUGUUAUAAAUUUGAAAAACCAUACUACUCAAUAUAAAGUACUGAAAGAUGAAGAGAUAAAACAAAAAGCCCUGAAGACAUAUAUGGAUAGCGAUGAGUAUAAAAAAGAAGUUGAAGCAAAUGUAAAGGCAGAAAAACUUUUACAGUUGCAAAACCAAACCGUACAGUAUGAAAACUUAGCACAAGAAAGUAAAAAUAACGACGCAGCCAUGCAAAAGGCAAUGAAAAGCGCAGAAUAUAUAAAAGCUAAUAAUGACUGGUUAGAUGCCCAAGCCAACGCUAAAGCAGCCCAACUUAUAGGGUCAAUAAGGACAAAAAUACAAGCGGAUGAAGACAGUUCAAAUGAAGCUUUAAUGAAUGCUGACUUUAAGAAUGCCUUCGAAGCUCUUCAUAGUAAGGUGAAACUAGUGAACGACUUCUCAUCUGGAAAGAAACUGAAGUCUGAAGGUUUCGACAAAGAGUUAAGAGAAGUAGCACAAAAUAUGACGAAAAUAACAGAUGCAGCAACGAGACAGGCAGUUCAAAGUGCCUAUGACGCCGUUAGAGCAACUGUUGUGGAAAGUCAAGAAAAAGAGUUACAACAGACCAAAACAGACCUAGUAAAUGCUUUCUUAAGAACGAAAAGUCAGGUAGGACAUUAUGCUGCAGAUGGAACAUAU